Messenger RNA from Capsella rubella, 1840 nucleotides. Its product is annotated as endoplasmic reticulum oxidoreductin-1. The record is from RefSeq and is a predicted model, not a curated record. NCBI's taxonomy places the organism in Eukaryota, Viridiplantae, Streptophyta, Magnoliopsida, Brassicales, Brassicaceae. The transcript has 9 exons. Bases 244 to 1647 code for a protein of 467 amino acids. Gene Ontology annotation, cellular component: endoplasmic reticulum membrane; endoplasmic reticulum. Gene Ontology annotation, molecular function: FAD binding; protein-disulfide reductase activity; thiol oxidase activity. Gene Ontology annotation, biological process: protein folding in endoplasmic reticulum.
CUGAAAUGUCAAAACAAAGAUGUCCGCAUUGAUGAAGCUAACGCAUUUUUAUGACUUUUGCUUGCUUAAGGCGAUCUUCAGACACAAAAACAAACACAACAAUGGGGUUUUGAGAAUUUCCGGAAGACGCAAAAAACGUGUCUUUUUUGUUAAUUUUUAUUGUAAAGGAUUUGUUAUCCCAUUUUGAUAUUUUCAUUUUCAUUUCUUUUUUGUCCUUCCUAUAAUUCGCAAUUCGUCAUCAUUAUGGGAAAAGGCGCAAUCAAAGAAGAAGAGAGCGAGGGGAAGAGAAAAACAUGGCGAUGGCCUUUAGCGACUUUGGUUGUCGUGUUUUUGGCAGUUGCUGUGAGCUCUAGGACCGCUUCUAAUGUCGGUUUCUUCUCCAGCGAUCGAAAUUCUUGUAGCUGUUCACUUCAGGGAACUGGUAAAUACAAAGGCAUGGUUGAAGACUGUUGUUGUGAUUAUGAAACAGUGGACAAUCUCAAUAGUGAGGUUUUGAAUCCUUUAUUGCAAGAUCUCGUCACUACACCAUUUUUCCGGUACUUUAAGGUUAAACUCUGGUGUGACUGCCCAUUCUGGCCAGACGAUGGAAUGUGUCGUUUGCGUGAUUGCAGUGUCUGUGAAUGUCCCGAGACUGAGUUUCCAGAACCGUUUAAAAGGCCACUUCCUUCUGAUGAUCUGAAGUGUCAAGAGGGAAAACCACAGGCAGCUGUUGACCGUACUAUAGAUAACAGAGCAUUCAGAGGUUGGGUUGAAACGAAGAAUCCAUGGACGCAUGACGAAGAUGACACAGAUAGCAGUGAGAUGACUUAUGUCAAUCUUCAAUUAAACCCCGAAAGGUAUACUGGUUAUACUGGACCAUCAGCUAGAAGGAUUUGGGACUCCAUAUAUUCAGAGAACUGCCCAAAGUAUUCAUCUGGAGAGACAUGUCCAGAGAAAAAGGUAUUGUACAAAUUGAUAUCCGGUCUUCAUUCUUCAAUCUCGAUGCACAUAGCUGCUGAUUACCUUCUUGAUGAGUCAAACAACCAGUGGGGACAGAACAUGGAUCUGAUGUAUGAUCGUAUUCUGAGACAUCCGGAUCGUGUUAGAAAUAUGUACUUCACUUACCUAUUUGUGCUACGUGCUGUUACAAAAGCAACAGCAUACUUGGAGCAAGCAGAGUAUGACACAGGAAACCAUGCUGAAGAUCUGAAAACACAGUCUUUGAUUAAGCAGUUAUUGUACAGUCCAAAACUACAAACAGCAUGUCCUGUUCCGUUUGAUGAAGCUAAGCUGUGGCAAGGUCAAAGUGGACCAGAACUGAAACAGCAGAUCCAGAAACAAUUCAGAAAUAUAAGUGCACUGAUGGAUUGUGUAGGUUGUGAAAAAUGCCGGCUUUGGGGGAAACUUCAGGUUCAGGGUCUUGGUACAGCAUUGAAAAUUCUCUUCUCUGUUGGAAAUCAAGACACUGGAGACCAUCAGACUCUGCAACUGCAACGGAACGAGGUGAUUGCAUUGGUGAAUUUGCUGAACCGUCUCUCUGAGUCGGUUAAAAUGGUCCAUGAUAUGGGACCAGACGUAGAGAGGCUAAUGGAGGAUCAGUUAGCUAAAGUAUCAGCUAAACCUGGUAGGUUAAGAAGAAUAUGGGAUUUAGCUAUCUCUUUCUGGUGAAUUACACAACGAACUGUCCAACUUUUUAGGCAUUCAUGCUCUGAUUAGUACAAGCCUAGGAUGGAUAGUCAUCGUUGUAACAAAUUAAAGGAAAAACAAUCAUUAAAGAGAACUCGUACAAAAGAUUUUGGUAAAGCCGAAAAGAUAAUUAUACAUUCUUGAGGUAACUAAUUUAUACGGAUACAAAAGCAUG